Culex pipiens pallens (northern house mosquito) is the source of this 3802-nucleotide messenger RNA. RefSeq names its product leucine--tRNA ligase, cytoplasmic (gene LeuRS). Gene Ontology annotation, molecular function: leucine-tRNA ligase activity; aminoacyl-tRNA deacylase activity; ATP binding. Gene Ontology annotation, biological process: leucyl-tRNA aminoacylation. Bases 157 to 3702 code for a protein of 1181 amino acids. NCBI's taxonomy places the organism in Eukaryota, Metazoa, Arthropoda, Insecta, Diptera, Culicidae. The transcript has 3 exons. The record is from RefSeq and is a predicted model, not a curated record.
CGUGCGACGUGUUGCGGUCGCAGUGGAACCAUUUUUCGCGAUUCGCCGGUCGAUCGUUCCAUGUGGAUGCGGAAUUUUCGGGCUUUUCGGCAGGAAAUAAAUACAAUAGUUUCAUUUUAUUGAUAACUAGGUGAUCCGUUAGCUCAAGCCGACAAAAUGGCCACGGAACGCAAGGGAACCUUCAAGGUGGAGUACCUGCAGAAGAUCGAGCGGGAGAUGCAGGAGCGGUGGGAGCGCGAGAAGCUGCACGAGGGUGACGCCGCGGCCGGUCCGCGCAAGAGCCCGGACGAGAAGUUUCUGGUGACGUUCCCGUUUCCGUACAUGAACGGGCGGCUGCACCUGGGGCAUGCGUUUUCGCUGUCGAAGGCCGAGUUUGCCGUGCGGUACGAGCGGCUCAAGGGCAAGCAGGUGCUGUUCCCGUUCGGGUUCCACUGCACGGGAAUGCCGAUUAAGGCGUGCGCGGAUAAGCUGAAGCGGGAGAUGGAGGCGUACGGGUGUCCGCCGGUGUUUCCGAAGGAGGAGGAGGUAACGAUUGUGCAGGAGGAGCGGGAUGUGGUGCCGAAGGAUAAGAGCAAGGGGAAGAAGAGUAAGGCGGUGGCGAAGACGGGGUCGGCCAAGUUUCAGUGGCAGAUUAUGCAGAGUUUGGGGUUGAAGGAUGAGGAGAUUAAGGAGUUUGCUGAUACGGGACAUUGGUUGGAGUAUUUUCCGCCGUUGGCUAUUCAGGAUUUGAAGAGCGUCGGGUGUCACAUUGAUUGGCGGCGUACGUUUAUUACGACGGAUGCGAAUCCGUUCUUUGAUUCGUUUGUGAGGUGGCAGUUUAAUCAUUUGAAGGCGAGGGGGAAGAUUAUGUACGGGAAGAGGCACACGAUCUACUCGCCGAAGGAUGGUCAACCUUGUAUGGAUCACGAUCGUUCUUCGGGGGAGGGAGUUGGUCCGCAGGAGUACACGCUGAUUAAGAUGAAGGUCACGGGGAAGUUGCCGGCGAAGUUGGCUUCGGUUAAGGCUCCCGUUUAUUUGGUUUGUGGAACGCUGCGACCGGAGACGAUGUACGGACAAACGAACUGCUGGGUCCAUCCGGAUAUCAAGUACAUUGCGUUUGAGACUACACGCAAAGGUGAGGUUUGGAUUUGUACGCGUCGAGCUGCUAGGAACAUGUCCUACCAGGGAUUCACGGCGGUUGAGGGCGAGGUGAAGGAAAUUGCCGAACUCGUCGGUCAGGACAUUAUGGGGAUGGCGCUGUCGGCGCCGUUGACCCCGAACAAGGUCAUCUACACGCUGCCGAUGCUGUCGAUCAAGGAGGACAAGGGAACGGGCAUCGUUACGUCCGUGCCGUCCGACUCUCCGGACGAUUACGCCGCGCUGGUUGAUCUCCAGAAGAAGCAGCCCUUCCGCGAGAAGUACUCGAUAACCGAUGAGAUGGUGAUGCCGUUCGAGCCGAUUCCGAUUAUCGAGGUGCCCGGGUUGGGAAAUCUUUGCGCCGUCACCGCGUACGAGCAGUUCAAGAUCCAGAGCCAGAACGAUCGCGAGAAGCUGACCGAGGCGAAGGAGUUGGUUUAUCUGAAGGGCUUCUACGACGGAGUCAUGCUGGUUGGUGAACAUAAGGGGAAGAAGGUUCAGGACGUGAAGAAGGACUUGAAGAACUAUUUGGUGGGUAGAAAUGAAGCGGACGUUUACUACGAGCCGGAGAAGACGAUCAUGUCCCGGUCCGGGGAUGUGUGCGUGGUUGCGCUGUGCAAUCAGUGGUACUUGAAUUACGGAGAGCCGGGCUGGCAGAAGGUCACCACGGAUCAUCUGCACACGAUGGAGCUGUACCACGAGGAGGUCGAGCGGAACUUUGAAAAGUGCCUCGACUGGCUGCACGAGUACGCGUGUUCGCGAACUUAUGGGCUGGGGACGAAACUGCCCUGGGACGAGCAGUGGCUGAUCGAGUCGCUGUCGGAUUCCACGAUUUAUAUGGCAUUUUACACGGUCGUGCACCUGCUGCAGGGUGGAUCGUUCCGCGGCGAGAAGCCGAGUCCGCUCGGGAUCAAGGCUUCGGAUAUGACCGCUGAAGUGUGGGACUACAUCUUCUUCAACGGAACUAAGCCGCCUGCGAAGACCAACAUCAAGAAGGAGCAUCUGGAGCGGAUGAAGCGCGAGUUCAACUAUUGGUACCCGGUUGAUCUGCGCGUGUCCGGCAAGGAUCUGAUCCAGAACCAUCUGACGUUCUUCCUGUACAACCACGCGGCGAUUUGGCCCCAGGAUUCGUCCAAGUGGCCGCGCGGAAUUCGCUGCAACGGCCACCUGCUGCUGAACUCGGCCAAGAUGUCCAAGUCGGAGGGCAACUUCCUGACGCUGUACGAGGCGAUCGCCAAGUUCAGUGCGGACGGAACGCGUCUCUGCCUGGCGGAUGCCGGCGAUAGCAUUGAGGAUGCGAACUUUGUCGUGAACAACGCGGACGCCGGAAUUCUGCGCCUGUACACGUUCAUCGAGUGGGUCAAGGAGACGCUGGCCUCGAAGCCGCUGCUGCGGAAGGGACCGAAGGACGGGUUCAACGACGCGGUGUUCAUGAGCGAGAUGAACCUCAAGACCAAGGAGACGGACGAGAACUUCAAGCGGAUGCUGUACAAGGAAGCGCUUCGGACCGGGUUCUUCGAGUUCCAGUCAUCGCGUGACAAGUACCGCGAACUCUGCGGAUCCGAAGGCAUGCACGUUGACCUGGUCAUGGAGUUCAUCCGCCGGCAAGCUCUGCUGAUCGCCCCCAUCUGCCCGCACAUGGCCGAACACGUCUGGCAACUGCUCGGAAACAAGACCAGCAUCCUGAAGGCCACCUGGCCCCAGGUCGGAACCAUCGACGAGCAGAAGAUCAAGUGCUCCGCCUACCUCAUGGACGCCGCCCACUCGUUCCGCAUCAACCUUAAAGCGGCCUUGCAAACGAAAACAAAAGCCGGCAAAGCAGCCCCUCCCCCCGCAAUCAAACCAACCGAGGGCACCAUCUGGGUCGCCAAGUCCUUCCCGCCGUGGCAAUCCUGCGUGCUCGACACCAUGCGAGCUCUCUUCGAAGCGUCCGGCAACGCCUUCCCCGACAACAAGCUCAUCGCCGUCGAACUCGGCAAAAAGGACAUCCUCAAAAAGUACAUGAAACGCGUCAUGCCCUUCGCCCAGAUGAUCCGCGAACGCGUCGAAUCCGGCCCCGGCAAAAGCGCCAUGGACGUCACCCUCGACUUCGACGAGCACGAAGUGCUCCUCAAAAACCUGGAGUACCUCCGCGGCACCCUCGAACUCGAAACCCUGCACAUCCGCUACACCGACCAGCCGGACGCCCCCGAAAAGAUGCGCGAGGAAGUCCGCCCGGGCGUCCCGUACGCCGUGUUCUCCGUGAAACCGUUCGUCGCGGUCACGCUCGAGAACCCCAUCGAGCGGUCGGGCCUCUUCACGGUGAACCUGAACCUGUCCGACGGCGAUACCAGUAGAAGCGUGCGCGAGAAGCUCGCCAAGCAGAUCGGGUUCAAAGCGGAUCUAACCGCCCUGGAGGUGCUACGCUUCGAAGAUCCGGUCCUGGGGCCGCGCCGGCUGCCCGCCUUCCAGGACUACCGCAGUGGUAAGUUGACGCUGGAGGAGGGCACGUUCAGCAUCGAUGUGGAGCGCAAGCAGGUCUUUUUGAGCUGUGGUGCGGCGCAGAAGGUGAACGUUGGCACGUAUUUGAACUAUGUUAUUAAUUAGAGGGCGGGAGCGCUGCUUUGAAAGUGGUCCUCGUGUACUGGCUCUGCCUGGCGGAGAAUUUCCGGAAUGUUUCUUAUUUAAAAAUUGAACUUAAUGGCAA